GGCGCCGGACCGCGGACGUGCGCGCCCGGACCGCCGACCCAGCAGCCAGCCGCUCCCAGAAAAGGUGGCCAUCAAGAUUCUAGACAAGACCAAGUUAGACCAGAAGACACAGAGGCUGCUCUCCCGGGAAAUCUCAAGCAUGGAGAAACUCCACCAUCCCAACAUUAUCCGCCUUUACGAAGUUGUGGAGACCCUGUCCAGGCUGCACCUGGUGAUGGAGUACGCAGGGGGAGGGGAGCUCUUUGGAAAGGUCAGCACUGAGGGGAGGCUCUCUGAACCAGAAAGCAAGCUCAUCUUUGCUCAGAUUGUGUCUGCCGUGAAGCACAUGCAUGAAAACCAAAUUAUUCACAGAGACCUGAAAGCAGAAAAUGUAUUUUAUACCAGUAGCACUUGUGUGAAGGUGGGUGACUUCGGAUUCAGCACAGUGAGUAAAAAGGGCGAAAUGCUGAGCACCUUCUGCGGCUCUCCUCCCUAUGCUGCCCCUGAGCUCUUCCGGGAUGCGCACUAUGUUGGGGUCUAUGUGGACAUCUGGGCCUUGGGAGUGCUUUUGUACUUCAUGGUGACUGGCACAAUGCCAUUUCGGGCAGAGACAGUGGCUAAACUGAAGAAGAGCAUCCUUGAGGGCACCUAUAGUGUGCCCUCACACGUGUCGGAGUCCUGCCAGAGGCUGAUCCGAGGGGUCCUUCAGCCUGUACCCACAGACAGGUAUGGGGUCAACUGUAUCAUGAACAACGAGUGGAUGCGAGGAGCGCCCUACCCUGUGCCUUUGGAACCUUUCCAACUGGACCCUCACCAUUUGUCAGAAACCAGCAUGCUCAAAGAAGAAGAACACGAGGUGAAAAGCACUUUGGAACAUUUGGGCAUAACAGAAGAGCACAUCCGAAAUAACCCAGGGAGAGAUGCGCGAAGCUCAGUCACUGGGGUCUACCGGAUCGUUUUACAUCGCGUGCACCGGAAAAGAGCUUCAGAAAGUGUGCCAGUGACGACACUACCAGAGCCUAAGGAAAGAGACCUAAAGAAAGGAUCCCGUGUCUGCAAAGGCAUAAGACAUACCUCCAAAUUUUGUUCCAUUUUAUAAAUGACAUCUGCUGGUAAUCAGCUGAGAUCAAAGCUGCUGAGUUUAUGUUUUAUUUUUUUCAUGAAUAACUUGGAUGGAGACAUUUUUGUAAUUUUUAAAUAAAUUUAACUUUGAGAUAUGAA
Molecule: messenger RNA, 1200 nt
Organism: Jaculus jaculus (lesser Egyptian jerboa)
Lineage: Eukaryota; Metazoa; Chordata; Mammalia; Rodentia; Dipodidae
Gene: Nim1k
Product: NIM1 serine/threonine protein kinase
Exons: 3
Coding region: 140-1078 (312 amino acids)
Biological process (GO): protein phosphorylation; microtubule cytoskeleton organization; intracellular signal transduction
Cellular component (GO): cytoplasm
Molecular function (GO): protein serine/threonine kinase activity; tau-protein kinase activity; ATP binding
Source: RefSeq, a predicted model, not a curated record